Messenger RNA from Brassica rapa (field mustard), 993 nucleotides. RefSeq names its product histone H1.1. Lineage: Eukaryota; Viridiplantae; Streptophyta; Magnoliopsida; Brassicales; Brassicaceae. The record is from RefSeq and is a predicted model, not a curated record. Gene Ontology annotation, molecular function: structural constituent of chromatin; double-stranded DNA binding; nucleosomal DNA binding. Gene Ontology annotation, biological process: nucleosome assembly; negative regulation of DNA recombination; chromosome condensation. Gene Ontology annotation, cellular component: nucleosome; nucleus.
GAUGAAAUGAUCACAUCCACCAUUCUCAUAAUAACUUCUCCAAAGCUUACAUUUACGGUUACUAGCAACUUUCCGAUGACGAGUCCAGCGGUUGAUCAAGAGAACAUCCCUCCUAUGGACGUAACCAACACGACGGCGACGGAGCCUGCUGCGAAGGGAGGCAAGACGAAGAAAGCCAAGGAAGUGAAGGCGAAGAAGAAGCCUACUGCUGCUGCAGCUGCGAAGAAGAAGUCUGUUUCAACUCAUCCUACUUACGAAGAGAUGAUCAAGGACGCGAUCGUGUCGUUGAAGGAGAGAACUGGAUCUAGCCAAUACGCGAUUCAGAAGUUCAUCGAGGAGAAGCACAAGGUGCUUUCGCCUUCGUUCAGGAAGCUUCUGCUUCUCAAUCUCAAGAGGCUCGUUGCUUCCGAGAAGCUCGUGAAGGUUAAAGCCUCGUUUAAGAUUCCGUCUGCUAAGCCGUCGUCAUCUCCCAAGGCGGUUACGGAGAAGAAGAAACCUGCUGCCGCAGCGGCGGUUAAACCCAAGGCGAAGGGGAAGAAGGUUACGGCCGCAGCAGCUGCGAAGAAAUCGGCGGCGGUUAAGCCCAAGCCGAAGGCGAAGACAACUGUUGCGCCCAAGAGGAAGGCUGUUGCUGCUGCUGCGAAGCCCAAGGCUAAGGCGGCUAAAACAUCGACGGUGACAUCUCCAGGGAAAAAGGCUGCUGCUGCUAAGAAGAAGGCUACUAAGGUGGCGACGAAGAAGAAGACUCCAGUGAAGAAGGCUGUGAAGCCGAAGACGGUGAAGUCUCCAGUGAAGAGGGCUUCGAAGAGGGGUGUGAAGUGAAUCUAGGGUUUUUUAGUGGUACAUGGUUGUAGCUUUCUCUAUCUGGUAGGUGGGUAGUGUUUGUAUAAUUCCAUCUUUCUUCUUGUUUUUGCUGUGAUGUUCUUGUAAUCCAUGGUUACUUGGACCAUCCUUUAAAUCAUAUAUAAAAUAGCUAAGUCCCUUUCAAAGCUU